This is a messenger RNA of Otolemur garnettii (small-eared galago), 1422 nucleotides long. It is a transcript of the gene SPAG8, whose product is annotated as sperm associated antigen 8. Gene Ontology annotation, cellular component: cytoplasm; nucleus. Gene Ontology annotation, biological process: positive regulation of transcription by RNA polymerase II. Lineage: Eukaryota; Metazoa; Chordata; Mammalia; Primates; Galagidae. Gene Ontology annotation, molecular function: microtubule binding. The record is from RefSeq and is a predicted model, not a curated record. Bases 1 to 1422 code for a protein of 473 amino acids. The transcript is spliced from 8 exons.
AUGGAGACCGAGUCUACGGAAGGAUCGCCGUCGCGAUCGUUACGUGUACAGCCCAGCUCUGAAGAUCUUGGGUCCACUUCAGAACCGUUACCUUCAGACAGCGUUCCUAGGUCUGCUCUAGCAGCCGCAACCUUAGUGGCUGCAUCAGCGGCUGCAUCAGCGGCUGCAUCUGCAGCUGAAGCCUCUGCAGCCAUCACCACCGCCAAACAGGGGGCAUUAUCUACACAGAUUUCAGCACCCUAUUCUGGGUUCACAGAGCCCUCCUCUGAUACCAGUCUUCUUGGGGAGCCAUGCGUGGGACCCAGAUUUACACACAAAAUAGGCCAUGGAAGUCUUGGCUUUGAACCUGCCUAUGUUUCCUGUAUUACUGGGGAUCUCUAUACUACAUCUGACCUUAGUUCUAGCCCUGGCCCUAUUCUGGACUCCAGCUCUGGUCCUGGCUAUGACUCUGUCCCUGGUUCUGGGCCUGGCCAUGGCUCUGUCCCUCGUUCUGGUGCAGGUCCUGGCUAUGGCUCUGGCUCUGGGCCUGGCCAUGGUUCUGGCCCUGGCCGUGGCUCUGGCCCUGGCUCCACUUCUGGUCCUGGCCGUGGCUCUGGUCCUGGCUCUGAGUUCAGCCCCCACACCUCUUCAAGGUUCAGAAAUCUUACAGCAGAUCUGGCCCAAAAUUAUACCUCCUGGAGUCACCAUGGUGAAUGGGAGCCUCAGAAACCACCCUGGGAAUUUUUGCACGUCUCAGAACCUGGUUCCCGAGGGCUGUGGAAGCCCCCAGAGGUUAAAGGGAAGCCUAAGGUUUUCAGUGAAACAUUGCCACGGGGCCAGUGCCUCCUCUACAACUGGGAGGAAGAGAGAGCCACCAACCACCUGGAUCAAGUCCCAAGUAUGCAGGAUGGCUCUGAGAGUUUCUUCUUCCGACAUGGACACCAAGGAUUGCUGACCAUGCAACUGCAGUCAUCCAUGUCCUCCAGUACCACCCAGAAAGACUCAUAUCAGCCCCCAGGAAACCCCUACCGGCCACUUCGAGGGAAGCGUGAAGCCAUGCUAGAGAUGCUCCUGCACCAUCAGAUCUGUAAAGAGGUACAGGCAGAGCAGGAAACCACAAGGAAGCUCUUUGAGGUCAAGUCUGUGACACACCAUGACUACCAAAUGGAACUGGUGCAAGCAGGGCCUCCUGCCCCAACAAAAGAGCAGCCUGAAACCUUCUGGAUACAGAGGGCACCACAGCUACCGGGUGUCAGUAACAUCAGGACACUGGACACACCAUUCCGGAAGAACUGCAGCUUCUCAACACCAGUACCCUUGUCUCUGGGGCAGCCUUUGCCCUAUGAAUCUGAGAAUUACCUCCACCAAUUGGGAGGAAUGUCUUCCCUUGCCUGUCAGGGAAGAGGGCAGGGUGGUGGAGCGGGGAGAACAACUCCUGUCUAA